CUGUCUAUUGCAAUUUCUCAAAAGCUAUCUCAUGCUGUGAUUGUGUAUUUAGAUAAACCCUCUGGCCCUAGUGAAGAAGGAGUGAAACGAAAAUCUGUUCAAAUAAGUGACGGAAGGCAAUUAAUCAAAGAGGGUGGAGAAACCCAACCUGCUGUCAGUCGAUGGAAAAGAGGAGUAAAACGUGGAAGUUCUGCCAAUGUUGAUUUUGGCGAAACACAAUCUACGAAGUGGCAAGGGAAAAGGAGGCGUGUUAGUAGCCGCAGAAGUUAUGCCGAUUAUGAUUAUGAUGACCACGCAGUUCAUGCAUGUGAUGAAUGCGACAAGUCCUAUCCCACAUAUCACGGACUUCUUAUACACAAAGGCCGAAAUCAUAAGCAAGUGAUUCCAGAGUCAGAAAAACUUCCCGAAAAACCCGAGUCAACUCGUGAAAGCGACGGUGAACUCCAGGCUGAAGAUUCUGAUCUCUUUGUCUGCGAGGAUUGCAAGAAAACAUUCGAUACCUACCAUGGAUUUCUAAUUCAUGCUGGUAGAUAUCACAAAAGCGUUGUUGACGUAUUCUUUCCAAAUGUAGCUGAAAGUGGUGAUGCAGAAAAAAGGACUAGUGAUCCAAAAGUUCGAAUUGAAAAUGGCUCUGAAGCGGUUGAGAUCGACAUUAGUACCUUCUCAUGUGAUGGUUGUGACAAGUCUUUUCACAGUGAGCAUGGCCUCUUGAUCCACACUGGGCGGGCACAUCGCUGGCGCACUCCUAUCCGAAAAAAGCGCAGGAAGUCUACUAAAAAGAUUGCUCAUGCGGUUGGUCCCUCGGAUGUUGUCGACCUUGAUGAUGAACCUUCUAAUGAAAAUGGUGAAAUUGCGAUCGUUACAAGUGCUGCUGCCUCUAUGGAAGGGAAUGAAACAUCCGAAGUAAACGAACGAACUCCAACUGAUGCUGAUCCAGUGCAAAACAAUGAUAUGGCUGAAGCUAAUGAGUGA
Rodentolepis nana is the source of this 972-nucleotide messenger RNA. The record is from the annotation of a GenBank genome assembly. Lineage: Eukaryota; Metazoa; Platyhelminthes; Cestoda; Cyclophyllidea; Hymenolepididae.